This is a messenger RNA of Acanthopagrus latus (yellowfin seabream), 3638 nucleotides long. RefSeq names its product solute carrier family 1 member 3a (gene slc1a3a). Gene Ontology annotation, biological process: D-aspartate import across plasma membrane; L-glutamate import across plasma membrane; L-aspartate import across plasma membrane. The coding region runs from base 303 to 1913 and encodes 536 amino acids. The record is from RefSeq and is a predicted model, not a curated record. Gene Ontology annotation, molecular function: glutamate:sodium symporter activity; neutral L-amino acid transmembrane transporter activity; L-glutamate transmembrane transporter activity. NCBI's taxonomy places the organism in Eukaryota, Metazoa, Chordata, Actinopteri, Spariformes, Sparidae. The transcript has 10 exons. Gene Ontology annotation, cellular component: plasma membrane.
ACUGCUGGUUGCUCGCACUGACCAGCUCGCAGCCAAAGAGCUCCUCUUGUCCCUUCUCACACUGAUCGAGCUUUAACAACCAGAACUUCACCCCCUGAAAAAAACUGGAAAAAAAAAACAUUACUCCAGAGGAAGUUAUUGCUCAAGUCUAAAGGACACGUGUAACCAAAGCUGAAAGUGUGAGAGAGAUCGAGAGGAGCAACAGGUAACAAGUGAAUCAGCAACACCUUUAUGGUGUUUCCGUCACAGCUGAGAGGAGUUUGAGUCCCUUCGCCUUAAUAACAGCUCUGCAAACAACAGCCAUGACUCAGAGCAACGGGGAGAACCCGCAGAGGACCCGGAGCGGCCUCAACCAGAUCCGAGCCAGGAUCCAGUCCCGGUCGCUGCUGGCCAUGAAGAGAGCGAAGAACAUCUCGAAGGAUGAUGUUAAAGGAUUCUUCAUAAGAAACGCCUUUGUGCUCCUCACCAUCGCUGCUGUCAUUAUCGGGAUAAUUCUGGGCUUCGCCCUGCGGCCUUACAAGAUGUCGUACCGUGAAGUGAAGUUCUUCUCUUUUCCCGGAGAACUGCUGAUGAGAAUGCUGCAGAUGCUCGUGCUGCCCCUGCUGGUUUCCAGUCUCAUCACAGGUAUGGCCGCUCUGGACAGCCGUGCUUCCGGUAAAAUGGGUAUGAGGGCGGUGGUCUACUACACCACCACUACCAUCAUCGCUGUGAUCAUAGGCAUUGUCAUGGUGCUCAUCAUUCACCCUGGAAAAGGAUCCAAGGAAGAAUUCACCAAGCAGCAGAAGAUAGAGCAGGUCAGCCCCGCUGAUGCCUUCCUGGACCUCAUCAGAAACAUGUUUCCUCCGAACCUUAUAGAGGCUUGUACCAAACAGUUCAAGACGCAGUAUGCCAAGAGAGUAGUCCAAGUGACGAUGACGGUGAACGACUCGAUAUUCACGCUGAAUGAUAGCCGGGAGUUAACCCGGGAGGAGAUGAUCCCAGUGCCGGGGUCGGUGAAUGGAGUCAACGCUCUUGGCCUGGUGGUUUUCUCCAUAUGCUUUGGUCUGAUCAUCGGGAGCAUGAGGGAACAGGGACAACCCCUGAAGGACUUCUUCGACUGCCUCAAUGAGGCCAUUAUGAGGCUGGUCGCCAUCAUCAUGUGGUAUGCCCCGAUUGGUAUCCUGUUCCUGAUUGCUGGUAAGAUCGUGGAGAUGGACGACAUCACAUCCAUGGGCGGCCAGCUGGGAAUGUACACAAUUACAGUGAUUUGUGGGCUGCUCAUCCACGCCAUCAUCGUCCUGCCAACACUGUACUUCCUGGUCACGAGGAAGAACCCCUUCGUUUUCAUAGGUGGGCUGUUGCAGGCACUCAUCACCGCCCUGGGAACGUCCUCCAGUUCGGCCACAUUGCCCAUCACCUUUAAAUGCCUGGAGGAAAACAACAAGGUGGACAAACGCGUGACCCGCUUCGUGCUUCCAGUUGGCGCCACCAUAAACAUGGACGGCACAGCUCUGUACGAAGCCCUCGCAGCCAUCUUCAUCGCUCAGGUCAACGAUUAUGACCUCAACUUCGGACAGAUUCUCACCAUCAGCAUCACAGCCACGGCAGCCAGUAUCGGAGCAGCUGGAAUCCCUCAGGCAGGACUGGUCACCAUGGUGAUAGUGCUAACAUCUGUAGGCCUGCCCACCGAUGACAUCACCCUCAUCAUCGCAGUUGAUUGGUUCCUGGACCGAUUGCGCACCACCACCAACGUCCUCGGAGACUCCAUCGGUGCAGGUAUAGUUGAACACCUGUCGCGUCACGAGUUGCAGAAAAAGGACCCCGAGUUCGGCAACUCGGUGGUGGAGGAGGCGGACAAGAAGCCGUACCAGCUCAUCUGCCAGGAGAAUGAGUACGAGAAUGAAAGGCGUCCUGACAGUGAGACCAAGAUGUAGGCAGAGAGGGCGACAGUUUUGUACGAGGUUGCAUAUUUUCUUAGAAGGAACAUUGCACCACACUGAACCACAUUCUCGAUGAAGCUUUUCUUAAUUUGCCAACCUUCAAGGUUAAAUUUUUAUCUACAGCUAGAAAAUAAUUCAGCCAAGACGAGUUCCACUAACGUGCGAGGUGUGAGGUUCUCCUGACACACUUGAAAUGGUUCACUGUUGCAUCGUUGUUGUUUUUUUUUGUUUUUUUUAUAAGGGUUUGCGCUGUGACGUUUCCUAAGAGUACUACAUGUAUCUGCCAUAGGGUGGCAGCCGUUUACUAUUCAGAAUGAGCUACUCGGUGCGUGCCACAUCCAACUCCUCUCAAAACUGUGUUGACUAAUCUCACCCACUAGAGGUCAGUAUCGCUGUGAGUCUGAACACCGCAGCACAUCACAAACCACACUUCUACAGGCUUUGGCUUUACGUAAAAGGUGUUGCAUUUGUUUUGUUUGAGUGGUGUUGUGUAUGGAGGAUGUAUGUGAAGUGGAAAGUGUUGGAUAUCAUGCACAUACACUGGGGUGACCAACUGCUUUAAUGAGGAAAAAAGGGCUGUCUAUUUACAAACCUCUGUACAGAGACCGCUGGCUUUAUUUGCUAUGAUGUGGUGUACAAAUUCAACUGAAUGAAUUAAUGAAUGAAUGAUGGCACGAAUACGCCUGGUACCUACCUGUCUAAACCUGUAAGUGCUUUUAUUAGAAGCUGUCUGAUCAUCUUGGCUCCCGUCCGGCCCCUCAGACCUGUCUUCACAAUCAUUAUCAAAACUGACGAACCAAAAUACUCGGCAAACUGUAAAGUUGCUCUGCUGAGAAUCCAAACUGUUGUUAAAUCAGAAUAAGCCAUUAACUAAUAACCAAAACAAUGGACCAAAAAUAUUAUCCAAAUUUGGGUACAGCUUAAUUCAAUCAUACCCACCCAAAACCCAAACAUUCCGUUAACCCGCACAAUAAUUCAGCACUGUUUCAGUAGGAAGAUAGUACUGACUAAAUUCUGAUACUGACAUAGAGCGCAACAUUUAUUGGUGUUGAGCAGUUUUCUCGCGCUAAAUUACUAAAAUGGUAGUCGGGAAAUGUAAUUUUCCUUUUUUUGGUCUUGUCUAUUCAGAUAUUCUUUAGAUUGAUAAAAUCUGAUGUUUAUUUUGAUCUGAUUUUGUAUGAAUGCACGUCAUGAAGUCAUGAAUUUCACUUAAUCCCCCGUGUUUUGUUGUAGCUAGCUUGAAUUUUGCGUUUGUUUUUAAUUCAGCAUGUAUUAGAAAUGUAACAUUUACAUAGAAGUUGCUCUGUAUAGAAGAUUUUUUUUCUGAAUAUACUGUGCUUGUAUAGAGAAUUUGUAGAUAAACGUGUACAUUAACUGUAGAUUUAAUUUGUAAAGGGGUUACUUGAGGAUUGCACAUGUGAAGAUGCUGUAGCCGUGCUCUUGUCGUACCUUGUGACCUAACUAACAAUCUCUCUUGUUCCUUUUUUAUAAAAAAAAAAAAACCCACGCAAAACUGGCUGAUUUUAGGGACCAAAUGUUUUUCCUUUGUCACACUUGAGGAAAUGGAACAAUUCCUUUUGUUUACAGUUGCUGGUGUCCCUCUAGAAAUGACUGUUUCUCCCCUGAAUUCACACGUGAUCGCAAAACGACAUGACUGCAAAAAAUAGUUGUACUUUUAUCCUGCAUGGAUUCUUUUUUAAUAAAAACAAAAAAAUGAAA